AUUUGAGGAAGUUGUCGAACGUGUAUGGGAGCGUUUGGCAGCAGGGUAAAAGCAGAGUGUCGUUACUUACGCGCGAAAAGCUGAUUAGAAUUGCAGCUGGAGAGCUCGAGCACGUUUAUGAACUCUAGUCAAGGAAGGCUCGCGGCAGCUGUACGUUCACUUUAGCGGUGGGCGGGGCCAGAUGGAGGCGCAACCACGAGCUGGCAAGGAGCAGAGUGGAGCAAGAGGAGCACAGAGGAGCUACGUAGACGUGAGCAUCAUCAUGCCAGUCUACAAUGCCUCCCGCUGGCUGGACCAGUGUCUGCAGGGCAUUCACCAGCAGGACUUCUGUGGAUCCAUGGAGCUGUCCGUGUUUGAUGACGCCAGUACUGAUGACUCCCUGGCAGUUUUGGAGGCCUGGAGGGAGAGGCUGGAGGCGAGGGGCGUGGCUGUGGUGGUUUCAGGUCACAAAUCGGCACAGCCCAGAGGAGUGGGACACUCGAAGAACCAAGCUGUGGCUCAGAGCUCCGGUGAAUUCUUGUGCUUCCAAGAUUCGGAUGACAUCAUGCUGCCCCAAAGAGUUCGUCUGCAGUUUGAAUCCUCUCUUCUUCAUCCAAAGUCUCUGAUUGGCGGCAAAAUCUGCAGGCUGCCAGAGGGAUCCACGGAGCGUUACACUCGCUGGAUCAACUCGCUGACCCCCGAUCAGCUCCAGACUCAGGCCUUCACGUCUCACGGACCCACCGUUGUCAUGCCAACCUGGUUCUGCUCACGGGAACUGUUCCAGAAAGUCGGACCAUUCGACGAAGGAGGAAAGGGGGUCCCAGAAGACCUGCUCUUCUUCUAUCAGCACCUCCGUCAGGGAGGAAGUCUGGUCAGGGUCAACGAGUGUCUGCUGGUUUAUCGAUACCACGAGGAAGCCGCCACCCACUCUGUGACAGAGGAAACCAUGUGGAAGCUGCGCUUGGACUUCCUACAGGAGAGAGUUCUCAGCCAGUGGGAGCACUUCACCAUAUGGAGCGCUGGUAAACAGGGCCGCAAACUGUUCCGGAGUCUGAGCCCCUCGUCCCAGAAGAAAGUCAGAGCGUUCUGUGACGUGGACGUGAAAAAGAUCACGAGAGGCUUUUAUACAUAUGAGGAAUCCCAGGAAAUACCCAAACCCAGAAUCCCGGUUCUGGACUUCAGAGACGCUUGUGGACCCUUCAUUAUCUGCGUAAAGCUGGAUAUGACGGGGGGUGUGUUGGAGGAGAACCUCAGCUCUCUGCACUUAAAGGAGGGAAUUGAUUACUAUCACUUCAGCUGAAUGAUGAGGAAUUGGCAGAAGUGGACUCGCGCUAAUGAACAUUUCAGUUUGUACGUCAUGAAGUCAUUUCUUCACCUGAGAGCCGCUCGCAUAUCAUGACCUUUUGUGUGUGUGUGCAUGUGUUGAGGCCAUGUCAGUAACAGCUUUCCUUAUGAAAAUAUGUAUUAUGUUUUUAGAAGGAUUCUUAUUUUUAUAAUAAAAUACUACAAAAUCAGUUACUCUUUUAUAUAAUGUUAAAAAUAGUAAUUCCUCAUGAUUAGUUAGUUGGGUAACUAGUUGUUCCCAUCACUCAGUACCCCCGUCAUUGCUCUUCUAGGCCUCCUGAAAUUGAGCACUUGUACACUCACAUUAACAUCUCUUCCCCCUUACCUCCACGUCUGCAUGCACCACAAGCCUGGACACCUGUGUGGAGAAACCACGUGUUGGUCCCCUUUACUGGGCUCUUCACUUCCUCCAGACUCUCUGAGCUCACAGUGUGGCCACAAGUCAGACAAGUUUCUGUUUAACUUCAAUAAACAAAAAGGAACCAGGCCUUGAAGGAGGAAGUGGAAGUGGAGAAGCACCCUGAGGCCACCCAAAGAACAUGAAGGGUAAAAACCUCCCAGAGACUAUAGAGGGACAGGCUGGUGUAAAGGUCUGGAAGGGAAAGGUCUGGUUUAACGUGGUUGAGGAGCAGGAACAAGGCUUGAAAGUUAAAGCCAACGUUGUAAUAAGAUUAGUAACAAUGAAAUGCUUAGAUUUGGUGGGUAGUUGCUCUCUUACUUUGAGAUAAAAAUCUGGAACAAAUUCAGGUUUCAAUCUCAAAUGGUUUGCUUAGGAAGAUCCUUAGUCACCACUCCCCUUACGGGUGAAUAUGGUCUGUCUGCGGCCAAAAAAAGGGACAAACCUGUAUCAAGACCUCUUGUUAAGCCCCUUCACAGAAAAUGUUCAUGCACAUUCUUUGGAAAACCCAAAAGCAACACACAGGGGUAAGUAAGGGUUACGGAUUUUUCAUUUUUCAACCUCCAUCAAACCCUGCAGAAGGGGCCAGUUAGUGCCGUUCAAGUGAUAAACACGUUCACUGCGUCCUUCCAGCAGAUGUUAGGCCAUAGUAGAGGUAGAGCGGUCGACCUGUGAUCUGAAGAUUGUAGGUUCAGUUCUUGCUCAUGUGUCAAAGAGUCUUUGGGCAAGACACAGAACCCCACAUUCCUUCUGGUGGUUGGCGCCGGCGUUUGGCAGUGGAGCCACCAUCACUGUCUGAACAGAUGAAUGAGACUGUGCUUUCGUCCUUCUAAAAAGGUAUGCCCAUUUAUGAAAUGUUGAUCCCAUGUAGCAUUUGGGGGUUGGGCCCAGAUGGCUGCCAUUGGAAGAGACUCAACCACCAAGAACUAACCUACAAUACUGAACAAGCCUGGGUCCAUGUUGGGAUUUCUGCGAUGCAGCAGAGCAUGUUUUUCAUGUUUUCAUGAGAGGCACUUGUACUUGCUCUGGCUCAGUACCUCUCUGCAAUGGGAGACCCUACACCACCUGUGUCAAACGCCAAUCCUCGAAGGCCCCAUUCCUGCAUGUUUCCCAACAUACUCUGCUAAAUGGCUGGACUGGCGAACCAGGUAAUUCAUGAGUAGGGCUUGGAUAUCUGGAAAUCAUGCAGACACUGUGGCCCUUAAGGCCUGCAGUUUGACACCCCUGCCCUACGGGGAAAUUUGCCCUUAAAAACGUGCCCCUGGAAUUACUCCAUUUCCUAAAACUCCAACCCCAAUAAGUUGGCUGCACAUAUAGGGGUAUAUCUUAUCUCGCAGGUUAAAAAUAUUUUUCUUCUUUUUCAUCUUUGUUUGAGAUGAUUGAUGACAUGUGUUACUUUUUUGUCUGGUUUAAAG
This is a messenger RNA of Oryzias melastigma (Indian medaka), 3135 nucleotides long. RefSeq names its product UDP-GlcNAc:betaGal beta-1,3-N-acetylglucosaminyltransferase-like 1 (gene b3gntl1). The transcript is spliced from 12 exons. The record is from RefSeq and is a predicted model, not a curated record. NCBI's taxonomy places the organism in Eukaryota, Metazoa, Chordata, Actinopteri, Beloniformes, Adrianichthyidae. The coding region runs from base 182 to 1279 and encodes 365 amino acids.